Molecule: messenger RNA, 1308 nt
Organism: Camellia sinensis
Lineage: Eukaryota; Viridiplantae; Streptophyta; Magnoliopsida; Ericales; Theaceae
Source: RefSeq, a predicted model, not a curated record
AUGAAAAAGCCAGACAACCUGCUAAAACACAAGCUUGACAGAGACAUAGAAAUAGACCAGAAUGUGCCGACCAGUACCUCGGAGUUGAGGAAUUCUCAAAAUCCCUCAAACUGCUGGAAGUUGUUCAUUGGCGAGACGUGGAAGCUCUUCGUCGAUGGGGCCUCCAACAGACAUGGCGUGGGGCUGGGGAUCAUGCUGACUUCCCCAGAUGGGCUGACCAUCGAGCACGUGAUCACACUCGGUUUCCCAGCAUCCAACAAUGAGGUGAAAUAUGAAGCCCUCCUCGCCGGAUUGAAGAGUGCAUUGAGAAUGAAAGCAUCAGAACUUAUGGCAUUCAGCGACUCCAAGUUGGUGGUCAAUCAGGUCUUUGGGGAAUAUGAGGCCAGGGAUGAAAGGAUGGCCCAAUAUCAAGUGUUGGUACGCGCAGAAAUCAAAAAGUUUGUCGCAAUAAGAAUGGAACAAAUUAGCUGCGAGGACAACAACGCAGCCGACGAACUGGCUGGCCUAGCAUCCAUGCAAACAACUUUUCUCAAUCCUUUGAUGAUAGAAUUCUUACCCCGACCAAGCAUCAAGGAACCAGAGGUGCCCGAAGUACUCUGCACUGACUUAGGACCGUCCUGGAUGGAUCAUAUCAUCGCCUUCCUAAAAGAUGGAAUUCUACCCAUUGAAAAGAAGGAGGCCAACAAGAUCAGGGCUAAAUCAGAGCGGUUUUGGCUCUCUUCAUCUGGCGCCUUGUACAAUAAGUCUUUCACUGGGCCAUACCUAAAGUGCAUCCACCCUAGAAAGGUAGAAGCUUUCCUCUUCAGGAUUCAUGAAGGCAUCUGCGGGAGUCCUAUUGGGGGUAGGUCUUUAGCUUACCAAGCAAUUUCCCAAGCUAGAGAGUUGCUCCCCCUUACAAGUCAUUGGCCAUUUGCUCUUUGGGGGCUUGAUAUUGUGGGACCACUUCCAAUAGCUCCGGGCAACCGCAAGUUUUUCAUCGUUGCUACCGAUAACUUCUCUAAGUGGGUUGAGGCUGAGCCGUUGGCAACCAUCAAGGAAAAAGAUGUAAAAAAGUUUGUUUGGCAGAAUGUCAUUACUCGCUUUGGUAUCCCAAAGGCCCUCAUUUCGGAUAAUGGCACUCAGUUUGAUGGUAAACCCUUUCGCGGAUUUUGCGAAGAGUUAAAGAUUGAGUUUUACAAUUCCACACUGGCCUACCCUCAGUCAUAUGGUCAAGUAGAAGCUUCAAACAAAGCCAUCCUAGACGGGCUAAAGAAGCGACUGGAGACGGCCAAAGGGAAGUGGGCUGAAGAACUCCCCAAUGUGCUCUAG